Henningerozyma blattae CBS 6284 is the source of this 2088-nucleotide messenger RNA. RefSeq lists its product as uncharacterized. Bases 1 to 2088 code for a protein of 695 amino acids. Lineage: Eukaryota; Fungi; Ascomycota; Saccharomycetes; Saccharomycetales; Saccharomycetaceae. The record is from RefSeq and is a predicted model, not a curated record. The transcript has a single exon.
AUGCUACAAAAUUAUGACAUUGAUACGAAUGACAAUGGCUCAAUUUCAAGCAAUAAUUUUACUCAUUCCUCAAAAACAUCAACUGGAAGCUCGACCGUACCAUCAUUGGAUGGUUAUGACUCAAACAUUGGUAAAUUGACAAAGGCAACCACUCCAACAGCAUUAUUUUCUUUAGAGUCACUAGGUCAAAAAUCUGCUGUUUCGAAGUAUUCCGGUGAAGUUGAAGAAAGGGCAAAUGUAUCAUAUAUUUUUAAACAACAUCAGAAUGAUAGUGGUUCAAAUGAUCAAAAUAGCUCGAAUAGAAAUUCAAUUGAAACAAGAGUGUUUGAGGCUAGAGCUAGUUCAAGUACUAUUAAUAAAACCGACUGUGCUCCUGCCCUUCCUUCUUUACCAAAAUUUCCAACAAGAACUUCUUUAGCAACAGAUGCUGGUAAUAGAAAUAGCUUCAGAAGAGAAGUCGAAGAGAGUGAACGUCUAGAUAAUACUAAUACUAUCAAAGAAUUAGAAACAGCAAGUGAAAAUGAGAGCUUUACCGUAGCAAACGCAGAACAUGGCUCUCAUCAUCAAUAUGCAAUUCUUUCGAGACCUAGCAAUGAAUCAUUGGUAGAAACGUCUGAGAUAAAGAAAGAAAAAGUAAAUACAUAUAAAGAUACUGGAAAAGAACAAAAAAUUGAAAAUAAUAAUGAGUUGAUUUUAUCGAGCACCCACACCAAGCAAGCAGAGGGCAAUAACGAUAAAAGAGAUAUUAGUAUCGGGGCUGAAACUACAUAUUUACUUACCAAUUCCACUAUCGAGGCUGAAAAUCCAAUUAUUUCUUCAUAUAUACUGUCAAAUAAUAUCCUUCCAGAUUUUACUAAUGAAAAUAUUAGAACACCAAGCUCAAAAUCUGUUUCUUCUACACAUUCAUCUCCAAAUAAAAAUUUACCAGCUAGCAAAAGAAUCACGUCAAACCUAUCAUUAUUGAGCUCAAAAUUAAGUGAAAGUACUUCAGCUCAAUUAAAACCAACUAAGCAAUCUAAUUACAGUACCUCUUUAAAUUUAUCAGAACCUUCUAUUUUUGGUAAUUCUUUAAAUCAUAUAGAAGUACUUCAUAGCCAGCCCUCUAUUGAUAAAGAAUCUCAUGUUGAUGAAGAAUCUUAUAUAUCAAAUGAUGCUACUUCUCAGUAUUCUGAAGAAAUUUCACAACAAACACCAAGCAAUGAUGCUAUACUAUCUACAUCUAAUAUCGUUCAAACCUUAUCUGAUUGUAGCGGCAUGAAUCAAAAGGCUUCGACUGAGGAGGAUACUAAUAUAGCCAGCCCUAUUCAUCCAAGCAUUCCACCACGUAGUGAAAGAAGGCCAAAAUCUACCGUGUUCUUAGGAACCUCAUCAGAAUUGCUAACGACAAGUGAAAAUGACAUAUAUAUUAUGCCUGCAGCUAAGAAUAAAUCGAUGGACAGAAUUUUUACACCAACUUCUUUAGCCACCACAAAUAUAUCAGAUGCAUUCUAUUCUGCCACAAGUAAUUCUGCCUCAGAAGCAAUUCAAACUAGUGACAACGAUAUAAACCAUAAUAAAGUGGGAACUGUUGCUACAAAUUCAUCUCCCGAAAUAGAUAAUGGAUAUCUGUCUAGACCGUUACCACAGGUCCCGGGAAUCGAAUCAAGCUUAACUAGAGAUAAUACGAUUACACAUCAUCAUUCAGGUAUAGAAAGUUCACUACUUCCAAGCAAAGAUGAUCAACUAGAUACUGAUGUAAUAAGUUUUGUAUCGUCAAACAAUGAUAUUAACCAAACUGCAAUUUCUACAACAUCUAUUAAAAAGACGACUAAAAAGAAAACUAAGUCAAGGAAGAAAAUUAAGUCAGAAAAUGCUGAGUUUCAAUCAUUAGAUUUUGGUACCUUAACACAAUUACUAGACGUAUCAAAAAACUCUGAAUUAGGCAAAGAGUUCUCUCAGCUAGGCAUGCAAAGAGAAGAAAAAAUGGCUUUAGAGAAAUUAGUUGACUCGCUGUCGAAAUUAACAACAGAUAUGAUGCUUGAUCCUAAACGUUAUGAAGAAGGUCUAAGAAGACUCGAUAAAGCUACAAGAUCAUUAGAGGGGUUUUAA